Messenger RNA from Setaria italica (foxtail millet), 1158 nucleotides. RefSeq names its product putative F-box protein At3g13624. Gene Ontology annotation, molecular function: protein binding. The record is from RefSeq and is a predicted model, not a curated record. Bases 450 to 920 code for a protein of 156 amino acids. NCBI's taxonomy places the organism in Eukaryota, Viridiplantae, Streptophyta, Magnoliopsida, Poales, Poaceae. The transcript is spliced from 2 exons.
GAUGAAACCCAAGAACACCGGUGUAUCCGGCAUAGUUCCCUUCAGCCACAUCGUCAGUAUCAAGGACAUCAUCGUUGUCAGAGUCCCAUUCAAAUUCCGCUUCCACUACGUAGUUGUCGUCGACGAGAACACUCGCGGCGUGUAUGACGGAGGAGGCCACUCCGAUCGCAGCGUCUCGGAGUCCAGUUUGGCUGGCCUCGUGCUCCUCGGGGAGGAGAGGGAUCAGGAACAGUUCAACUCCAUCCCGUCGCGUCACCGCCGCCUCCACCACGUGACGUACGCGCCUAGGGUUCCUGAUCGCAUAUCUCUGCUCCAAACCUUCUGCCACAAGAAGCUUCUGCAAUUUUCCUGAUCGCGCUCAGCUCCCAUUCCUCCGCCCCUGCAAUUUUCGCCCAUCGAUCUACCACGCCCCUCGCGAUCUCGGCGUCCAACAACAAGGGAGGAAAUCGAUGGCGGUCGGACGGGAGCUGCCCGACGACCUCAUCGCUGACGUCGUGCGGCACCUCCCGCCGCACAGCCUGGCCGUGUCCCGGUGCGUCUGCCGGGCGUGGCGCGACCUCGUCGACGCGCGCCGGCUGCUGCGUGCGGACCUGCUCCCGCGCUCCGUGGGCGGCAUCUUCAUGAACUACCGCGCGCUCUAUUCCCCGGAAUUCUUCUCCCGCCCCACGACGGGCCCCUCGAUCUCCGGCGACCUCGGGUUCAUCCCUGGGUUCUCCACGGUCGUGGACCACUGCAACGGCCUCUUGCUUGUCACGGAGACCAGUGACGACUACGUCGCCAACCCUGCCACGCGGCGGUGGGCGCGGCUGCCCCCGCGCCCAACCUCGCAGAUGGGGGAGGCCUGUGAUCAAAUCGAAUGCCUCGUGUACGAUCCCACUGUGUCACCACACUACAAUGUUCUUGAUCCCGUCCCUCCCUAAUCAGCCCAAGUCAAAGAUAGACCCUGAGAUGAUGCAAUCUGAAUGGCCACCGUCAUCACUGCAAGUGUUUUCAUCAAUAACUGGGUGCUGGGAGGAGAGGUCCUUUGCUCUCGAAGAAGGGAGCUGGGACUUGGAGGAGAGGUUGUUUGUUUCAGAAAGAGGGCGUAUGGUACGAAUCAUUACUCACACGAAAGUUUAUUGGCGAGAAGCGCUCUAUGUGCUCUGCAAAAAUGGUUUU